Messenger RNA from Dendronephthya gigantea, 1961 nucleotides. Its product is annotated as dihydrolipoyl dehydrogenase, mitochondrial-like. The coding region runs from base 105 to 1751 and encodes 548 amino acids. Gene Ontology annotation, cellular component: mitochondrion; oxoglutarate dehydrogenase complex. Gene Ontology annotation, molecular function: flavin adenine dinucleotide binding; dihydrolipoyl dehydrogenase (NADH) activity. The record is from RefSeq and is a predicted model, not a curated record. NCBI's taxonomy places the organism in Eukaryota, Metazoa, Cnidaria, Anthozoa, Malacalcyonacea, Nephtheidae. The transcript has 21 exons.
UUCUCCAUUUCUUUUGUUUCACUGUUUUCCCGUUCCUCCGUUCCUGGCCAUUUGAAGACGGUGUCUGAAGACUGCCGAAAUGCGGACGUUUCCGAGGAUAGCCGAUGUUAUACCGAAGCACGAAACCUCGUAGGUCGUCAGUCGUGCCCACAAUUCUAUCAAGAAGUACUGCACUUUUAUAUCUCAAAACAUAUAUCGUAGGUUACAUAACUAUGCUGGGCUUUAGGAGAAUUAUUUUAGCUGAAUCUUUGAAGCAAAAUGGCUGUCGAUUUCCUAAACAUUGGAAAACUGUGUCUGGUCUUUGCUCUGCAGCAGUGAGAAAAUUCUCUGAUUCGGGUGGUAAUGUUGACUUGGUUGUGAUUGGCUCAGGACCUGGUGGCUAUGUUGCUGCAAUAAAGGCUGCUCAACUUGGAAUGAAGACAGUUUGUGUGGAAAAAGAUAAAACACUUGGAGGAACAUGUUUAAAUGUUGGGUGUAUUCCUUCAAAGGCCUUACUUAACAACUCACACUUGUAUCAUCAAGCUGUCACUAAUGACUUUAAAGACAGAGGGAUAGAAGUUGGAGAUCUAAAGCUAAAUUUGGAUCAGAUGAUGAAACAGAAAGAAACUGCUGUUAAGUCACUGACUGGAGGAAUAGCACAUCUAUUUAAACAGAAUAAAGUUACAGAAAUUCAUGGACAUGGCAAAAUAACAUCACCAAAUGAAGUUACAGUGUUAAAAGAUGACGGAAGUCAGGAAAUAAUAACAACAAAGAAUAUACUUAUAGCCACAGGCUCGGUCGUCACUCCCUUCCCUGGUAUUGAGAUAGAUGAAGACACAAUAGUAUCCUCAACCGGGGCUUUAUCUCUAAAGAAAGUUCCAGAAAACAUGAUCCUUAUUGGGGCUGGUGUUAUUGGUCUAGAACUGGGUUCUGUAUGGGAGAGACUUGGUGCAAAGGUCACUGCUGUGGAGUUCUUAGGCCACGUCGGGGGAAUGGGCAUAGAUAUGGAGAUAUCAAAGAAUUUUCAGAGAAUACUAAAAAAGCAAGGCAUGAAUUUCAAACUAAAUACAAAAGUGACAGGUGCUACUAAAUCUGGUGAUGUUGUAAAUGUAGACAUCGAGUCAGUGAAAGAUAGUUCUAAAAAAGAAACGCUUGAAUGUGAUACGCUAUUAGUUUGUAUUGGACGGCGGCCAUUUUCAGAUAACUUGGGUUUACAGGAACUCGGCAUUGAGCUGGAUAAGGCUGGACGUAUCCCCGUUGAUUCUAGAUUUGCGACUAAAAUCCCCAGUAUCUAUGCAAUCGGGGAUGUUGUAGAAGGCCCUAUGUUGGCUCAUAAAGCUGAAGACGAAGGUAUUGUCUGCGUCGAGGGGAUUGCUGGUGGUCCAGUCCACAUAGAUUAUAACUGUGUUCCUUCUGUUAUAUAUACACACCCGGAAGUCGCAUGGGUGGGCAAGACUGAGGAAAUGCUCAAAGAAGAGGGUGUGAAGUACAAGGUUGGUAAAUUUCCUAUCGCAGCGAACAGCCGAGCACGGACUAAUGCAGAUUCAGAUGGAUUAAUGAAAGUUUUAGGGGAUAAGGAAACUGAUAGAUUACUUGGUGUACAUAUGAUAUCACCGUCAGCUGGAGAAAUUAUUAAUGAAGCUGCUCUAGCUAUGGAAUAUGGAGCAUCUUGUGAAGAUAUUGCUCGAGUCUGUCAUGCACAUCCGACGGUUUCGGAGGCGUUCAGAGAAGCCAAUACAGCAGCGUACGCCGGGAAGGCUAUCAAUAUUUAGACAAAAGUAUUGUCAAAACUGCAAGUAGAGCAUUUUGAAUAUUCACCAUCAAAAAGUUCAUAUGCUAAGAUGUUUUGAUUUGAAUAGGUAUUUUACUAUCAAGUUAUGAUAUUAUUACCACAAGUUUUUGAAUAAAUAUAUAGUAACAAGAAUUAACAGAGAUAUAUAAUUCGAAUUCUUUAUGAAUACAUUUUAUCAAAAUACCGUUAC